Messenger RNA from Clarias gariepinus (North African catfish), 892 nucleotides. RefSeq names its product LBH regulator of WNT signaling pathway, like (gene lbhl). Lineage: Eukaryota; Metazoa; Chordata; Actinopteri; Siluriformes; Clariidae. Bases 96 to 572 code for a protein of 158 amino acids. The record is from RefSeq and is a predicted model, not a curated record. The transcript has 4 exons. Gene Ontology annotation, cellular component: nucleus. Gene Ontology annotation, biological process: positive regulation of DNA-templated transcription.
CACACACACACACACACAUCUCUGUAAGCCGGGAGAGGUUAAGCUCCUCACUGGAUCCUAAAGAUCUGUGGAAAUCGUCGAUAACCAGACCCUGCAUGGAGCACAGCAGCGGCACAGAGGACGCCUGUAUCUCCACACAAGGAUCUGUGGAGAAUUCAAGACCCCAGGAUUUAGUCAUGUAUGAACUUCCACUGCAGAAACAAAGGGAAAGAGUUCCUUUUCAGAUCUUUCCUGAUCCUGUGGAAGUGGUACUGGGUACAGAGGGAACUCUGGGAUGUGUGCUGCAGGGGAAAGAGCGUCUGCCUUCCAUCGUGGUCGAGCCAACGGACAUCAGCGAGGUGGAGAGCGGAGAACUGCGCUGGCCACCGGAGAACGAGGACUCUGAGGACGAGGACCUGUUUUUGGAGCAGUGCAUCCCACCAGCUAACAUUGCUGACUGGGGGGAAGAAGACGAAGAUGAAUCCAUCAUCAUUAGCAACCAGUCGAGCAACUCGCUUUUGGCACUUCAGUCAGAGGAUUUCAGAGACGACACCCUGACUCUUCCUCCUGAAAAUCUUCCUGCACUAAAGUGAACUGCUACAGUGUUCAGCCGUCUGAGAGUGUGUUUGGUCCUAUUAAAUGACUCUCUUCAAUUUUUUAAUCCAGUACUCAGUAUGUACCAUAAUACAUGUUCAACAGUGUUGUCUUCAGUCUUCAGCAUAACAUUUGUAAAAUAGGAACUAAGGCAGGAUUACAAAAUCCCUCAGUGACAUCAGCUCGGUAGUGUCAGUAAAAUUUACAUUGUGUGGCAAUUUCUUCCUUUUUUUUUUUAAAGACUGCUUUGUUUUAGUAACUGUUACUUGUAUUCAUCCCAAUGUGCAUCAGAUUAAAUUUACUGUUCCUCUUUCACUGA